CUGUGUUUUCAGGACAGGAGGGGUGUCAGACCUGUCUCCUCACAGCUCCGAUUCCCAUAAGAGUAGAGUUUGGGAUAUAUUUCUUAUGAGUUUGGAUCUAUAAAGCUAUUUCUGCACACUUCAUAGUCCGGUCAGGACAUGCCUAGAGGCAGAGGCACAUUUUGGUCUUCCUGCAGCAGCCAAAUCCUCCUCCUCUUCAUCAUCAUCAACUUGGGAGCCUGACGCUGCCAUAUCAUGAAGGUAAGAGGAAGGAGGAACUAACAUGGAUUUAUUUUUGUUUUGCUCAAAGUCGAGGGUUUAACUUUUUGUUUAAAGACACAACACAGAAGCUGAGUCACGGAACACCAUUGUAGAUGUCACUGAAUUUGGAUUGGACGUUUGAUUUCUCACACACUGUUGAGGACACUCUAUAACCGGUCCCCGUUUUUUCCGCCACCGGAGCAUUUGUGUUAAUAACACCACCGCCGCCAUGCAGACUUCAUCGAUACGCCGUCAGAUGAAAAAUGUGGUCAACAACUACACAGAGGCCGAGAUCAAAGUGCGAGAGGCCACCUCCAACGACCCCUGGGGCGCUUCCGGUUCACUCAUGGCCGAAAUCGCUGACCUGACCUACAACAUGAUUGCCUUCACCGAGGUCAUGGGUAUGAUCUGGAGGCGGCUCAACGACCACGGCAAAAACUGGCGCCACGUUUACAAGGCACUCGGCCUGAUGGACUACCUGGUGAAAACUGGUUCGGAGCGAGUGGCGCAGGAGUGCCAGGACAACAUCCACUCUAUCCAGACCCUGAAAGACUUCCAGUACAUAGACCGGGAUGGACAGGAUCAAGGGCAGCACAUCCGAGAGAAGGCUAAGAGAUUGGUCGCUCUGCUGAAGGACACAGAAAAGCUUAAGAAGGAGAGGAGCGAGGCGUUGAAGACCAAGUCGCGUAUGGUGGGAGUCCAGUAUUACAAUGGAGAACUGCCUCCUCCGUACCCAGGAGGCCAGACCAGCCAUUACAGGACGUACCCGUCCAGGAGCUCACCUUCUCAGCACUCCACCUCUUACUCCCCUCGACUCGCGCCAGACUUGGAGCAAGCUCGGCCGACCACCAGCGGAGAGGAGGAGCUUCAGCUGCAGCUGGCCUUGGCCAUGAGCCGGGAGGAGAGUGAAAAUCCCGAUGAAAACAGCCAGUUGCAGAUGAACCCCAGCAAGAAGGUCAAUAAGCCUGUCAAGCCUGCACCGGCCACAAUGGACAUGGAUGAGGACACGCAGCUGAAGUUAGCAAUGAACAUGAGCAAGGAGACGCACGAACAGGAGAAGCUCAGUCGCCAAGGAGACGAAUCGAUGCUGCGGAAAGCUUUGGAGGAGAGCAAACGUGAGAUGGCGUCUAAAGGCGGGACCGCCUUCAUGGACCUUGUAGAUGUUUUUGCAGUGCCUUCAGAUCCUCCUCCUAGUGACCAUACAUGGAAUAAACCCUCAUACCAGGCAUCUAUUCGUACCGGAGGGUCAGACCCCUGGGACCCUUUGGAUGGAAGCAGCAGCUCGUCAAGAGUAGAUUCUCCCUGGAUGGUACCGCCCACAUCCAAUAGCCCCCCUCCACCCUGGAAACCCAGCCCGCCCACAGGCAACCCUUGGGAUGCCCCGCAGAGCAGUGCCUCCAACCUAUGGGGUGUCUCGACCAACACAGCAUCUGCUGUUGUUGAUCCAUUCCGACUGCCAUCAGAUAUAACAUCGAGAGAACCUCUCCGAGCUGGAAGCCCUUCAGAUGGGGAUCUGUUCGACGAGGCCAUGGACGGGGGUCAGAUGAACAUCAACGGGCGAAGGGAAGACAGCCCUGAGCUAUAUGACUUCUCCCAACUCAAACAAAGCCUGGUGGAGCCCACCCCUCGAGCACUGCAUACCCCAGAGGCCUUCCUCGGACCCACGGGUGCCUCUUUGGUGAACCUGGACACUCUGAUCCCAUCUAACCCCGCAACCAUGAACCCCUUUCUUUCAGAUGGAGUUGCUCCGACAACCAGCAAUCCAUUCCAAGUGGACCAGACCAGACUAACUCUUGAUCAAAUGGGCUCGACCACACUGCAGGGCGCUCUUCCGUACAGCGCUUCCCUGCCUCUGCCUAUCAGCCACCAGCCCGCCAGCCUCCCGUCGUCAUUCACUCAUCCCAGCCAGCCCGGUUUGGAUCUACCUGAGCCUUUGUUGCCUCUCUCUACUGGCAGUGCUCAGGGGUCCCAGGCCGCACUGAACAAUCAGAACCCUUUCCUAUGAGGACCGCUUCAACUGGAGAGAAUACAGUCAGAAAACUAGGACUAGGCUGGAAAUAUCAAAUUGAACUGCAACUCCAUUGGCUCUUUUUUUUAUAUUGUGUCGUAACCCGCUAACCUUUACACACUACAUGCACUCUGGUUCUCUCAACAGCAUAGACAUGAUGUGACUAAUAUCAUGUAAAUCUCCUUUUUCAGGCUAUUAAUUGGCUCAUGUGACUAAAAAUACACACAAGUUGUUGUGGUUGCACUUUGCCAUUAUCUCCAACUGGUUUUGUGUUGUCAACAAUUCUCCUGCACACUCAGCUGUUUGUGUGUCUACUGCUGGUGUCACACACUAGCCUGGGCUCAUUUUUGAUAAGUCAUGGACUUUCUGUUGGCAAACCAUAUGUGGGAUUAAAAUUGGGGUUAAGAAAAUAUAUAACUUGGGGGGUGUUGCUUCAGGUUUUAUGAUAAUCAAUUAGAAAAUGAGUUUAAUUAAUUUCUUGUGAACCAAGAGUGUAAUGGGAGCAAUCCGUUAAUAUACACAUUUGAUUAAACUGCUCACUCUACGCAAUGGUAGACAUGCAUCACAGUCAUUACACAUCCCUGCAAUCAACUGGUGAAUAAAACAUUUAAUUAAGCGA
This is a messenger RNA of Doryrhamphus excisus (bluestripe pipefish), 2867 nucleotides long. Lineage: Eukaryota; Metazoa; Chordata; Actinopteri; Syngnathiformes; Syngnathidae. The record is from RefSeq and is a predicted model, not a curated record.